Molecule: messenger RNA, 180 nt
Organism: Symbiodinium natans
Lineage: Eukaryota; Dinophyceae; Suessiales; Symbiodiniaceae
Source: the annotation of a GenBank genome assembly
AUGCAGACGUGCGAAGGCAGCCCCAUCUUUGACAACCAGUCGGCGAACUGCGAUCGCCGCUGGGCAGACUUGGAUUCGGACGCAGAGGAUGAGAUAGCAGAUAUGUACGACCGCGAAGAGGCAGUGACCACCCAUGCUUGCUGGACAUGUCACCAAGCGCCUGGAGCUUUACAGUUUUAA